Rotaria sordida is the source of this 429-nucleotide messenger RNA. The record is from the annotation of a GenBank genome assembly. NCBI's taxonomy places the organism in Eukaryota, Metazoa, Rotifera, Eurotatoria, Philodinida, Philodinidae.
AUGCGUCAUAUUGUUACACGUUCACUUCAUGCUGUUAGUAAAAUACUUUCACUUAAUGAAGCUGAACAAUUAAUACUAAACCUGACACGUUCAAUUGCUGAAACAAAAAUAAUUAUUCUUAAAAAUUCUGAAAUAGAAUCUCAAUGUUUACUACAAAUUGACGUUCGAAUUGUGCGAUUGGAAUAUUUACGAACAGUUCGUGUUAAUGAAAAAGUUUUUAUGAAAGAAGAACAAAUGAAAAAAAAAUCUGGUUGCGAAAAUAAUGUUACUAUUCAAGGCGUUGAACAAAUGAUAAAAGAUUAUGCAAAAGAAAUAAAUUUAUUUAAACAAACUAUAAAAACUGAAAAAGAUGCACUCAAACCUGAAGAUAUAUUUCCCUUAGUUGGAAGUGUUUAUCGAUUACCUAUUAAUGGAAAAAAACAGUCGUGA